Molecule: messenger RNA, 1836 nt
Organism: Rodentolepis nana
Lineage: Eukaryota; Metazoa; Platyhelminthes; Cestoda; Cyclophyllidea; Hymenolepididae
Source: the annotation of a GenBank genome assembly
AUGUCUAUGACCUCUCUGAAUUCCGGGUCCUUUGCUGAAACCAACGUCCAGUGGCCCGUAGUUCGCUCAGCCUAUGAAAUUGUUAAAUCCAUUGGUCAAGGUGCCACCUCUACUGUUCAUGAAGCCCUUUGCAAGCCUCUCAACCGAAAAUGUGCAAUGAAAAUAAUUAACUUGGACAAAUCAAAUACAUCUGCUUCUCUAGAAGAAAUUAACCGCGAGAUUAAAUCCAUGAAAAAUAUGAAAAAUGAGAACAUUGUUGCCUAUUACGCGUCGUUUGUUGACAAAACCGAACUUUGCAUUGUAAUGGACCUUUGCCAAAGAGGUUCGUUGCUGGAUGUUAUCAAGUUCAUUCAAAGCAAAAGGGACAUAACUUACGGAGUAUUCGAUGAAUACACAAUUGCGACAAUUCUCAAAGAUGUUCUUCGUGGAUUGGCAUACAUUCAUGAGGGUGGCCUUGUUCAUAGAGAUCUAAAGUGCGGAAACCUGCUUGUUAAGGAUGAUGGAGUUAUUCAAAUAGCCGAUUUCGGAGUAGCUGGUUUCUUGGCCAGUCAACCACUCUCUGAGACCGGAAGUAUGGGCCCUCGUCGAUUCACUUUCGUUGGAACUCCAUGUUGGAUGGCUCCGGAAGUCAUGCAACAGACUGGUGGCUACAACCACAAGGCGGAUAUUUGGUCUAUAGGAAUAACGACAAUUGAGAUGGCAACGGGACAGGCUCCUUACGCUAAAUACACACCAAUGAAGGUUCUCAUGCUAACAUUGAAGAAUGAUCCACCAGACAUUGAUACCGGAGCUACCGUCUCAAAUCAAUACGUGGAAUAUGGGCAUAAAUUCAGGAAGUUCACUAAAUCCUGUCUUACCAAAGAUCCUGCUCAACGACCCACUGCCAAGGAACUUCUCAGUCACUCAUAUGUCAAAUCGAAAGCCAAAGACCGUGAGUUGUUAUGUCGUGUGCUGUUGAGUGGAGAAGUGCCUACCCCACCUCUGAAGCAAAAUCGUCAUCACGAGGAUCGUUCCGAGAAACGUGAUAAGUCCAACGUAUUUACAGAAUGGGACUUUGAUACCAUUGGACGUGGUGGAGGACCUUCGGGUGGUCAUUUUUACAACAGUGACGAGGACAGUGAUGAGGGAGGAGUUGUCGGUCAAGAGACCCUUCCUGCCGGUGCUGGAGCCGCCACGGCUGCCGCUGUUUCAGUUCAACAACAACCUCCUGUUCCACCUCCUAGAUCUGGGUCGACAGCGGAUCCCUCUCCCACCCAACCACUCCCACCGGCUCCUGCUGGAACUCCUGCGUCUCCAUUGCCUCAAAUUGCCAAUCCAAACUUUGGAAAUAUCACAAAUUUCUCGCAUCUGACUGCUAAUGAUCAGGGUAGCUCUGGAGAGCCGACUGGUCCAUACUAUCGUCUUACUCUUCGCAAGCGAAAUCCACGCCAAAAGAAUGAAUUACAAGACAUCAGUUUCAACUUUGUCAUUGGAAAAGAUUCUGCUGACGUUUUGGCCCGAGAGUUAGUCGAAGCUGAUCUUCUAGAUGGUUGUGAUUCACUCAUUGUUGCCCAUCAUAUGAGUGAACUAGUGGCUCGUCCCCACGAAAAGGAACACUGCUUCCCAUUGAACUCACCAACGCCACAUGGCCAAGUUCCCGUUGAAUCGGAGUUACACGGCUAUGCGAAACUCAUUAUUCGCCCUAUGGAAGGAGCUCCUCAUGCUUUCAGGUUUAAGUUCUCCUCUUUUCCUAGUUCUAAGUCAGUACCCAGCACUCUCAGUGAAAAUUUCGUGCCUUCUGUUAGCAACCUUACCCUCUUUUGCUAUUUUCGUCUCUUAGCUCCUUUCUCUGCUUAA